AUGUUUAGGAUGCAGUUAGAACUGCUACUCAUUUACUAUCUGGUGAGGUUCGUGGAACCCAUCUGUGCGUGCCUCCGCGUACAUUUAGAAGCUCUACAGAAUCGGGCAAUUUCAGAAACCUUAGGGACCAAACGAAGGAGGGCAUACGAGACUUAUUUGGAACGACUCAGUACUGUCCGGAAGAAUAUACUCUACUUGCUGCGCUACGGAAAUGUACUGCCGUUCCACUGGAACACUAAGGGAUUUAGCUGCUUCUAUUGUGCGAAAUCUAUGAAAGACUGCGACACAUUAAGAGAACACACAUUGACCAAACACACUUCAGUUGAUCUAGAUACAUUUAUACCCCAAAGAAUUGUAACAAAAAAUGUACCAGUGAAAAUAGAUGUGACGGAAUUAGCUUGCAAAGAAUGCUCUGAACCCCUGAGCAGCGUAGAGGAGCUCAUAGCACAUAUUAUAUCUAUCCACGGAGAAUUGUAUGACAAUUCAGCCGGAGUCUGCGUUUUCCCAUUCAUUCUCAACAAGGACAUAAUGCAGUGCUUCUUAUGCGAAAACCGAUACGACAACUUUCCAUCCAUGGUCUCACAUAUGUACAAGGAGCAUAUAGCGCACCAUUCCAUCUGUCAAGUGUGCGGUCUCAGCUUCAUUGACAAAGUACGCCUCUCUAGACAUAUAAACAACUGCCAUCUAGGUCACAAAUGCAAAAUUUGCGAAAAAGUCUUCGACGCCUCACACAAACUCGACAGACACAAGGAAAGGAUUCACGGUCGCACGAAAACGCACGAAUGUAACUUAUGCAGCGCGAAAUUCGACAACGAUUACCAAGUAAAGGUUCACCUAGGAAAAGUGCACAAUGUAGAGAAAUAUAGAAUUAAAUGCGAGCACUGUCCUAAGAUAUGUACUACUAAAGGAGCAAUGCUACUCCAUGCUCAGUCUAUGCAUUCCGAUGUUAGGUACGAAUGCGAUCUUUGCGAGUACAAGACCGCCAUAAAAUGGAUGAUAAAGCUUCACAAACGCAAGCAUUUCGGGGAAAGGGACUACGCGUGUAGCAUUUGCGACAGGCUGUUUGGUCGGUCGAGUAACUUGCGAGCUCAUAUGAAGGUGCACACGGGUAUAUUCGGGCGGGUGUGCCGCUGGUGCAAGCGAGGGUUCACGGAUUUGGAGGCGCUGGAGAAACAUGAGAAGGAGACGCAUUACUAUACCAACUACGUAUAA
Cydia fagiglandana is the source of this 1212-nucleotide messenger RNA. Its product is annotated as zinc finger protein 62 homolog. Gene Ontology annotation, biological process: regulation of transcription by RNA polymerase II. The record is from RefSeq and is a predicted model, not a curated record. Gene Ontology annotation, cellular component: nucleus. Gene Ontology annotation, molecular function: RNA polymerase II transcription regulatory region sequence-specific DNA binding; DNA-binding transcription factor activity, RNA polymerase II-specific. The transcript is spliced from 2 exons. Bases 1 to 1212 code for a protein of 403 amino acids. NCBI's taxonomy places the organism in Eukaryota, Metazoa, Arthropoda, Insecta, Lepidoptera, Tortricidae.